Durotheca rogersii is the source of this 507-nucleotide messenger RNA. RefSeq lists its product as uncharacterized. Lineage: Eukaryota; Fungi; Ascomycota; Sordariomycetes; Xylariales; Xylariaceae. The record is from RefSeq and is a predicted model, not a curated record. Bases 167 to 454 code for a protein of 95 amino acids. The transcript has a single exon.
CUUAUCAACGAAGGCAUUCGCGAGAUGACUAGACCGGUGAAUUCCCACAAAUCCUCCCCCCUUUUCAUAUGCUUCGUAUGCCGCCUACGUCCGAAAGACCUUACUCGCCCUCAUAUCCCGCCUUCGCCGUCAACCCACAUACAAAUGUACACCGCAUUCUUUAAUAAUGACAUACCUUUUAACGAGCUCGCAAUAUACAUGUGUUUCGUACAGUUAUUACUACAUAGUAACCUCCCCGCUGCUUUGCAUCCUACAUUUAAGAAUGGUUGAAUACGACUACGGCAAGGGCGGUGAGCCGGCGAAGACAAGUGAGGCUGGCGAUUAUCAACGCCUAAAGUCCGUCCCCCUUUUCCUGCUACUAUUGCUACUACUGCUACUACUAGGGACGAUGUAUGCACCUGACCUGUCCGUGAAUAGCGCGGUUUCGCGAUUCUGCAAUAGAUGUGGGACGUAGCUUAUGUAGGGAUCGCCGAGUAUUAUGCCAUCUGAGGUCAUAUACAGUGAGGG